This is a messenger RNA of Priceomyces carsonii, 1704 nucleotides long. RefSeq names its product nucleobase cation symporter-1 family protein. The record is from RefSeq and is a predicted model, not a curated record. NCBI's taxonomy places the organism in Eukaryota, Fungi, Ascomycota, Pichiomycetes, Serinales, Debaryomycetaceae. The coding region runs from base 1 to 1704 and encodes 567 amino acids. Gene Ontology annotation, biological process: nucleobase transport; transmembrane transport. Gene Ontology annotation, cellular component: plasma membrane. Gene Ontology annotation, molecular function: nucleobase transmembrane transporter activity. The transcript has a single exon.
AUGUCAUUACCGGCAUCUUUUUCCAAAAACGUGGAGAAAAAAAGAGAAAAAGUCUUUGUUGAAGAGGAUACUUCUCCAUCAUAUUCAGAUCUCGAAAUUGCAGAGGCCAAAGAUACGAACGAUUCAAAGACCAGGAUCUCAAAAUUUCUAAAAGGUCUUGAGCUUAAGACUUCAAAUAAUUCUAGAGGUUCAAAUGUCGAUUUAGAUCCUGUCGUUUUGUCAAAGAGGACAUGGAAAAGUCAUAAUUUUGCAAUGUACUGGAUAUCUGAUGAUUUCUCUCUUUCCAUGUUUGAAUCAGCUUCGUCCUUAAUGGAAGUAGGCUUAUCUUGGAAGUUGGCCAUCGGAUGCGUAACCCUAGCUCAGUUCAUCACAUCUCUUCCUAUAGUUGCAAAUGGUUUGGUAGGAUCUAACUAUAGAAUUGGAUUUGCUAUUCAAUCAAGAGCUGCUUUCGGUUGGCACUUUAGUAAGUUGAUUAUUUUAAUGAGAAUGAUUGUUUCGAUUUUUUGGUAUGCGAUACAGUCCUAUAAUGGUGCAAGUUGUAUCUAUGCAAUGACUGUAGCCAUAUGGCCAAGCUUCAAAACAUUGCAUAAUCAGCUUCCCGAAGAUUCAGAUACUAGCACUCAGAUGAUGAUUUGCUUUUUCAUAUACUUCGUUGUUGUGUUACCGUUCUUCUACAUUCCCAUGUCUCUUUUGAGGCAUUUUUUCACUUUGAAAAGUAUCGUAACUCCGAUUGUGGGCUUUGGGAUAAUGGGAUGGUGUAUUCAAGAAGUAAAAAAUAAGGGCCUUUACCAUGAGCUUUGGUCCGAUGACACAAACACUGCAACGGGAUCUGAAAGAUCAUGGUUGUUUUUAAGCGGAAUAUACUCAAAUAUUGGGACAUGGGCUACCAUGGGAGUUAAUUCUCCUGACUUCACACGUUAUGCCAAAUCGAAUUCUUCACAAUACAUAACCAUUCUAACGAUGCCUUGCAUGGCCUGCUUGAUGACAUUUUUAGGCGUUGUCACUGCAAAAGCAAGUCAGGUGAUAUAUGGAACUAUGUUGUGGUCUCCUAUGGAACUCGUAAAUAACUGGACUUCGUCAGGUGGUAGAGCUGCUGCAUUUUUUUGCGGAGUUGCUUGGUUAAUAGCACAGAUUGGUGUUAAUAUUGCUGGAAAUUCUGUUGCAGCUGCUAAUGACAUGAACGCACUAUGGCCAAGGUACAUUAAUAUUAGGAGAGGGCAAAUAAUUACAGCUGUUAUUGGAUCGUAUGCGUUAGUGCCAUGGAAAAUCAUGAAAAGUGGAGCAUCCUUUUUGUCCUUCAUGUCUGGCUAUACUAUCUGGCUAGGGCCAAUAACUGGAAUAUUAAUUUCCGAUUUCUUUUUCAUCCAUAAAAUGAGAUACAAUAUCUGGGAAUUGUACAAUCCAAGUGGGAUUUAUAGAUACGGAAAACUAGGUAUCAAUUGGCCAGCUUUUGUCGCUUUUAAUGUAGGCUGGGUACCACUUUUGCCUGGAUUGUUGCCUAGUGUGAAUUCUAAAUAUGUCAUGCCUGCAGGAAUAAAUCACCUUUAUGCUCUAGGGUACUUUUAUGGGGUUUUGGCAACUAGUGCUGUUUAUGUAGGUUUGUGGAAGCUUUUUCCUAAUAAACAGGCAUUGAUAGACAAAGCAGUUUAUUGUGACGAUAUUGAUUAUGACCCAUUUCCUACUGAUUAUGAUCCCAUGACUUAA